Ceratosolen solmsi marchali is the source of this 911-nucleotide messenger RNA. RefSeq lists its product as uncharacterized. The record is from RefSeq and is a predicted model, not a curated record. NCBI's taxonomy places the organism in Eukaryota, Metazoa, Arthropoda, Insecta, Hymenoptera, Agaonidae. Gene Ontology annotation, biological process: cilium assembly. Bases 1 to 906 code for a protein of 301 amino acids. The transcript is spliced from 5 exons. Gene Ontology annotation, cellular component: ciliary transition zone.
AUGAAAUCCCAGAAAGCAAGAAAUUGUAGCAAAUAUAAAAGGGAUUCCAACAAGGAUGGAGAAUUAUCAAAUCAAAAUAUUACAUUUAUUUCUGAUGGUCAUUUACAUAUGUCCGACAAGAAAGCCAAAGAGUUCGUGAAGAAACCUGAUAAUCUUCUAAUCGAGUAUGUGGAUCCAAAGCCUCUUCCUGAGCUUACUACUAAUACCAUUUAUGUACAGGGUAAAAAUGGAUUUAAUGCUAUGAAAAUCAGUAAUAAUACUAAUAAUCUCUCAUCAAAAAAUUUCCAAGAUGUACAUAUUUUAAGGUCAAAUUUAUCUCCGGUUAAAAUCGCAAUCAUGUUUAAAAAAUUUGGACAUUCCAUCGGCUAUAUUUUUCAGGGAUUACUUGGUGGAAUAGCUUUAUUACAUUUUAUUUUAAUGCAAACAUAUUUCAAUGACUAUAACAGUUUUAUUCAUAAUUAUCUUCUAAUGUUGGAAAUAUAUUCAAGCAUUUUUUCAUUGUUUAUUGCUAUUUGUAUUAUUUCUAUUUUUGAUAAAUUUGAUUUCUUUCAUAUUGGGGGGAAGAAUUUUUGCACAUUAAUUAAACAGCAUAUGUUAUCGAUUAUAUCAGUUCCAUUAUAUAUAACUGUAUUCUUGUUACAUCAAAUAAUUUCGAAAAUGGACAAUGAGCUAAUAUUAUUGCAUUAUAACUCUAAAAAUAUAUCUUACCAUUUAAUCCAAGUACAUUUUAAUAGAAAUGUAGAAAUAAAUAUUCUGAAUUUGAAAACCUGGCAAAGUAUUACAGCUGUGAAGGAUGUGUUAUCCAUAUUUGGUUGGAUAUUAGUAUCUAUUGACAUUCGCAAGAAUAUGCUACGAGCGAAACUUAAAAUCUUAAGUUAUUAUGAAAAGUUGAAUAUUUAUCCAUGAUUAAC